AAAUAUAAAAUCAAAUUUAUUGAAUAAGAUGGCAGCUAAUAAAUUUUGGAAAAAGAAAGAAGUAAUUAUCACUUAAAAAUAUUGAGUUAUCAAGUUUAGAAUAAUAAGUAGGAGCAGCAUUAACAUAAAUUGAAAGUACAAUGACAGAAGUUAAGAAUUUGAAAUUAUCAUCAGUUGUUGAUUUCACAGCAAAGAUUAAUGCAAAGAAAUAAGUGUAUUUAGUAUAUAUUCCUUAUCCAUGCUUAUCAAUUUAUAAUAAGAUUAGGUAUAAUUUUUGAAUUCAUCAUAGCUAAAAGUUAUUGCCUGAAUUAGAAAAGAGAGUUAAAGCAACUAUCUUAGUAGUUGCUAAAAGAACAAUUGAAAGUAAAUGGGUAAAGAAACACAGAUCUUAAACAAGACCAAAUUCAAGAACUCUUACAAGUGUUUAUGAUGGAUUACUUGAAGAUUUAAUAUCUCCAUCUAUAAUUUUAGGUAGAAGAACAAGAGUCAGAGUUGAUGGCACUAAAUUCUAUAGAAUGUAUAAAUAAAUCAUUUAUUUAUUAGAUUCCUUGAUGAAAGUGAAUAGAAAGAUUUAGAAUCUAGACUUGAUUCAAUAAAAGAUGUUUACAAAGUUUUAACAACAAGAGAUUUAGAAUUUGAAUUUAGAAGAGAUGAUACUUUUUAUUAAAAAAAGGGUGCUAAGAAAGUAGCUAAGAAAUGAAGAACAUUAAAGUAUAGUAUUAUAGGCA
Messenger RNA from Paramecium primaurelia, 728 nucleotides. NCBI's taxonomy places the organism in Eukaryota, Ciliophora, Oligohymenophorea, Peniculida, Parameciidae. The record is from the annotation of a GenBank genome assembly.